AUGGCCUUUCGACAACGCCUCGCCAAACCCCUCCUCUACACGACAGGAGUCACAGCUAUCGGUGGCGGUCUCCUCUAUUACACCUACCGUCCGCGCAACAUCCCCGGCUCUGACCCCGCCGUCGUCUCUCCCCCAGGUUAUGGCGCCGAGGGUGCAUUCCGGCCCCCUCGUUUCCCGAAAGUCAAGAGUCGAGAGGAUCAGAUUGCCGAUUUGAAGCGUAGUGGUGGCAGCGGAGGCUCUCUGUCGCAGUCUGCCGCGGAUGGUACCCCGCAAAACGAAUCCGAGGUCUACGAUCUCCUGAUUAUUGGCGCGGGAGCUACAGGUGCAGGAAUAGCACUCGAUGCAGCGACGAGAGGAUUGAAGGUGGCGGUGGUGGAGAGAGACGAUUUCUCUAGCGGGACGAGCAGCAAGAGUACGAAGCUGGUGCAUGGUGGUGUCAGAUAUCUGGAGAAGGCGUUCUGGGAGUUGGAUUACAAUCAGUAUGCCUUGGUCAAGGAGGCAUUGAGGGAGAGAAAGUACUUCUUGGAUACUGCGCCACACUUGUCCAUGUGGCUGCCGAUUAUGCUGCCAUUGGAUAAGUGGUGGAAGGCACCAUAUUUUUGGUUAGGCACCAAGGCUUACGAUUUUUUGGCAGGGAGCGAGGGCAUUGAAACCUCUUAUUUUUUGACAAAGAGCAAGGCUUUGGAUGCUUUUCCUAUGCUGAAAAGGGACAAUUUGGUGGGUGCGUUGGUAUACUAUGAUGGAGCACACAAUGAUUCGCGGAUGAACGUGUCCCUAGCUAUGACUGCCGCGUUGUACGGAUGCACAGUCGUCAAUCACAUCGAAGUCACUGGACUCGAGAAAGAUGCAAAUGGAAAGCUCUGCGGAGCAACGGUCAGAGACAUCAUUCAAGACAAGAACGGUAAGAAAGCCGACGAGUUCACGAUCCGAGCCAAGGGCAUUAUCAAUGCCACCGGCCCCUUCACCGACGGGAUCAGAAAGUUCGAUGACGCCUCUGUAAAGGACAUCGUCGCCCCUAGCUCGGGCGUCCACGUUAUCCUGCCGGGUUACUACAGCCCCCAAAGGAUGGGUCUCAUCGACCCCAAGACCUCUGACGGACGUGUUAUCUUCUUCCUCCCGUGGCAAGGAAACACCAUCGCAGGCACCACCGACUCCCCCACCUCCAUCUCCCACAACCCCGUCGCCAAAGAAGAAGAAAUUGACUGGAUUCUGUCUGAGAUCCGUCGCUAUCUCGCUCCCGACAUCAACGUCCGUCGCGGCGACGUGCUAGCUGCCUGGUCCGGAAUUCGACCGCUCGUCAAAGACCCCAAUGCCAAAAACACCGAAUCUCUCGUCCGCAAUCAUCUUAUCAACGUCUCUCCUUCAGGUCUCCUGACUUGUGCAGGAGGAAAAUGGACGACCUACCGCCAAAUGGCCGAGGAAGCCGUCGACGAAGCCAUCAAAGUCUUUUCUCUCCAAACGAAACCCGUGCUCAACGCCCCCGACGUCUCCGGCACGGAACUUGUGGAUGAUGGCGCACGACUGAAUGGAACGUGCCAAACGCACCAAGUCAAACUCGUUGGAGCGCACGGCUUCUCCAAGACACUCUUUAUCAACCUGAUCCAGCAUUUUGGUGUCGAAACCGACAUUGCGAAACAUCUCACCGAGUCCUAUGGUGAUCGCGCGUGGACUGUCGCAGCGCUGAGUGCGCCCACUGAGCAAAGGUUCCCUGUGAGAGGCAAGAGGCUAAGCCCUCUGUAUCCGUUCAUUGAUGGGGAGGUGCGGUAUGCAGUUAGACAUGAGUAUGCACAGACGGCCGUCGAUGUAUUGGCGAGACGGACGAGAUUGGCGUUCCUGAAUGCGCAGGCUGCUUUAGAGGCGGCGCCCAAUGUGAUUGAUAUCAUGGCACAGGAGCUGAAGUGGGACUCUAAGAGGAAGGAGGUGGAGUGGGUUGACACGGUGAAAUUCCUCGAGUCAAUGGGCCUCCCCAAAUCUAAGCUCGCCGCUACCCGGAAACAAGUCGAAAGCGGCAAGAUGAGCUUCAAGGACUCGAUUGAGUAUAAGAUGUACUCGCGUCAUGACCAGCCGAACGACGAGCUCGAAAGUGAUGCGAAGGGGAACCCGGUCAUGAAGCCGGGGAGUGGUGCUGAGAAAUGA
This is a messenger RNA of Drepanopeziza brunnea f. sp. 'multigermtubi' MB_m1, 2136 nucleotides long. RefSeq lists its product as uncharacterized. Lineage: Eukaryota; Fungi; Ascomycota; Leotiomycetes; Helotiales; Drepanopezizaceae. The record is from RefSeq and is a predicted model, not a curated record. Gene Ontology annotation, cellular component: glycerol-3-phosphate dehydrogenase (FAD) complex; mitochondrion. Gene Ontology annotation, molecular function: glycerol-3-phosphate dehydrogenase (quinone) activity. Gene Ontology annotation, biological process: glycerol-3-phosphate metabolic process.